AUGGAUGACGCCAUAAAAGAGAAGCUCCGCCUCGCCACCCUUCACAACGGAGAGCUCCUUCGCAUCGGCAAGACCCAAGGGCAGGAACGCGAACACAUUGCUCGAACCCAGGCCCAAGCACGCGAGCACCGCAAACUCACGCACGACGCAAUUCACGACGGAGCCAUUGCCCGCCAAAAGGCACUGAACGAGGAAAACUAUGAGCACCGCGAACGGCUACUCAAGCUAGAGCGUCAGUAUGCGUCCCAUGAGACAGGGGUUGAGCCCAGAGAAUCGGUCCCAGAAUCCGAGAAUGUGCCAGAAGAUUUCGAACGGUCUGGAGGAGGUGGAACAGAAGAUAACGAGUCGGUGGAAGCGUUUGUCUUGCCGCAAGAUGAUCUGCGGGUGGAAUGUGCCACGGAUGGCAAAGUUAGUCGAGAUUUCGGCUCGAAGACUGCGGCGAUGUUCGAAACAGCUAGCUCUGUGGGACUGUUCUGGACGAUACCGUUGAGAGGUGAAAGGAAGUACGAUCCAUGA
This is a messenger RNA of Letharia lupina, 516 nucleotides long. RefSeq lists its product as uncharacterized. Bases 1 to 516 code for a protein of 171 amino acids. The transcript is spliced from 2 exons. Lineage: Eukaryota; Fungi; Ascomycota; Lecanoromycetes; Lecanorales; Parmeliaceae. The record is from RefSeq and is a predicted model, not a curated record.